GACGGGUCCAAUGCGACCAGAGAUCAUCCGUCUUUGGUGAAGACAGCAAGAUAACCGAGCCAAAAUGAGUCUGAGCGCAAAGGACAAGGCCGCUGUGAAGGCCCUGUGGGGGGUCAUCUCCAAGUCUGCUGAUGUUAUUGGAGCCGAUGCUCUGGGCAGGAUGCUCACCGUCUACCCGCAGACCAAGACCUACUUCUCCCACUGGAACGAUCUGUCUCUGGGCUCUGGUCCCGUGAAAGCCCAUGGCAAGAGAGUGAUGAAUGGAGUCGCUCUGGGUGUUGCCCAGAUCGACAAUCUGACCGCCGGUCUGCUGGACCUCAGCGAGAAGCACGCCUUCCAGCUGAGGGUGGACCCGGCCAACUUCAAGAUCCUGUCUCACUGCAUGCUCGUUGUGAUCGCCACCAUGUACCCGAAGGAGUUCACCCCUGAGGCCCACGUGUCCUUGGAUAAGUUCCUUUGUGCCUUGGCCUUGGCUCUUGCCGAGAGAUACCGCUAAACAGGCUGCAGUGCGCAGUUUGCCACAGGCGAUCAUGUAACUGGAAAUAUUCUAGAAUAAACUGCAUACCGCCCAAA
Centropristis striata (black sea bass) is the source of this 573-nucleotide messenger RNA. RefSeq names its product hemoglobin, alpha embryonic 5 (gene hbae5). Gene Ontology annotation, biological process: hydrogen peroxide catabolic process; oxygen transport. Gene Ontology annotation, cellular component: haptoglobin-hemoglobin complex; hemoglobin complex; blood microparticle. Gene Ontology annotation, molecular function: heme binding; oxygen binding; peroxidase activity. The coding region runs from base 65 to 496 and encodes 143 amino acids. The record is from RefSeq and is a predicted model, not a curated record. Lineage: Eukaryota; Metazoa; Chordata; Actinopteri; Perciformes; Serranidae. The transcript is spliced from 3 exons.